AUGUCGGCUCGGACGCGGCAAACGCCUUUCCCGGGCGUUGGAGGCCACUUCUUUAGGGGCUGCCGCGCGCGGGUAGCAGAAGGCGCUGGAGUCUGUCAUGCUGAGGGAGGUGUGCAUAUCGAGCCCCGGUACAGACUGUUUCCCCAGCUGACCAGAUCCCAGGUGAUCAAGGUGGAGUUCUUCAGUGCAAUCAUGUGGUUCUGGAUUCUCUGGCGAUUCUGGCAUGACUCAGAUGCCGUGCUGGGUCACUUUCCGUAUCCAGAUCCUUCCCAAUGGACAGAUGAAGAAUUAGGUAUCCUUCCUGAUGAUGAGACUGAAAAUGUAGACUCAACUCUUUCCAAGAGCCAGACAUCCUAUGACAGCCCCACAGUGACACCAGCCUAUGGAAGAGCUGAGACGUACCCGGAGUUCUGGCUUGAAGAUAAGUCAAUCAUCUGCAGCUGA
Messenger RNA from Globicephala melas (long-finned pilot whale), 444 nucleotides. Lineage: Eukaryota; Metazoa; Chordata; Mammalia; Artiodactyla; Delphinidae. The record is from RefSeq and is a predicted model, not a curated record.